This is a messenger RNA of Nannizzia gypsea CBS 118893, 2211 nucleotides long. RefSeq names its product eukaryotic translation initiation factor 2A. Gene Ontology annotation, cellular component: cytosolic small ribosomal subunit. Gene Ontology annotation, biological process: translational initiation. The coding region runs from base 1 to 2211 and encodes 736 amino acids. The record is from RefSeq and is a predicted model, not a curated record. The transcript has 6 exons. Lineage: Eukaryota; Fungi; Ascomycota; Eurotiomycetes; Onygenales; Arthrodermataceae. Gene Ontology annotation, molecular function: protein binding; tRNA binding; translation initiation factor activity.
AUGGCAGCUCCAACUCAGCUUGCUUACCGUACGGUGAAGGGCAUCGGCAUCUUGGAUGCUGCGCCGGUUUACGAACCCUUGGCUGGUUUCGUUAGACCUGAAGGGAACCUCCGGUGCUCCGCAUACUCCGCCUGCGGCCGAUAUUUCGCUUGGGCUGCCCCAGAAGGUGUCACUAUCGUCGACCCUUCCGUGGGCCACAUAGUCAACCAGAUUCCUGCAGAGAAUGUCUACGAGGUAGAUUUUUCGCCCCUGGGCACAUAUGUCAUUACCUGGCAGCGGCCAUCCAAGGACGCCAACGGUGAUGCAGUUCGGAAUCUCAAGGUGUGGAAGGUUGCCACCGAAAAUGAAGCCCAAGACCAGCAGAUCCCGAUUGGCAGCUUCGUUCAGAAGUCACAGACAGGCUGGAAUCUGCAGUAUGCCUCGGACGAACAAUAUUGUGCUCGGGUCGUGACAAACGAGGUGCAGUUCUACGAGAGCGGGAACCUUGGAACUGUUUGGAAGAAACUGAGGGUCGAAGGCGUCUCGGACUUUGCUCUUUCACCGGGCAAGGGACACGCCGUCGCCACCUUCAUUCCCGAGAGAAAGGGCCAACCUGCUUCCGUCAAGAUAUUUGAUAUGCCCAACUUCAAUGCUCCUGUUUCGCAGAAGUCAUUCUACAAGGGCGACAAGGUGCAGCUGAAGUGGAAUAAUACCGGAACCACUUUGAUCGUGCUCGCUCAGACCGACGUCGAUAAGAGUGGUAAGAGUUACUACGGAGAGACCACCCUGUAUCUCCUCAGCGUUAGUGGCACGUUUGAUUCUAGGAUCGACCUAGACAAGGAGGGCCCAAUCCAUGAUGUUACAUGGUCUCCUACCUCCAAAGAAUUCGGUGUAGUGUAUGGAUACAUGCCUGCAAAGACCACCAUCUUCAAUACCCGUGCUGUUGCCACACAUUCUUUCCAGCUCGGCCCACGAAACACAAUUCUGUUCUCUCCACACGGCCGUUUUGUUCUGGUUGCUGGCUUUGGUAACUUGGCAGGCCAAAUGGACAUUUACGACGUGGAGAAAGACUACAAGAAGAUCGUUACUAUUGAGGCAUCGAACGCCAGUGUCUGUGAAUGGAGUCCAGACGGCAAGCACAUCCUCACUGCUACCACCAGCCCACGCCUACGUGUCGAUAACGGCGUUCGUAUCUGGCAUGUUACCGGUGCGCUGAUGUACAACGAGGACAUGAAUGAGCUGUACUCCGUGGCGUGGCGGCCACAGUCUCCCAACAGCCACCCACUGACAUCGAAUCCCCUUACCCCCGUGCCGAGCCCGCACCCGUCUGCUACAGCUUACCUGAGCACCAAGAAAGCGCCCACCAAGCCAGCAGGUGCAUAUCGCCCUCCCGGUGCUCGAGGACAGAGUACACCACUUGCUUUCCGCCGCGAGGAUGAAGGAGGUGCCGCAUUUGUCCGUGAAGAAUCGUCCGCGUUUGGAUCGAAUGGCGGCUCCGCUUCUCCCUUCGGCAAACCCCGUCGUCGUGCUGUACCCGGUGCUGAACCAGUGGAAGAGUUCCUACCACCCGGAGCCGCUCCGGGAGGCGGAGUUGCUCUACCCCCUGGGGCUGACGCCGGAUCCGAGAAGUUGUCCAAGGCUGCUGCAAAGAACAAAAAGAAGCGAGAGGCCAAGAAGGCCAAGGAAGCCGGUGCUGGCGGCCAAGGGGACAACGGCGAGACUUACAUGUCUACCGCACCUGGUUCGGACAGGCGGGAUCGCAGUCGCUCCCGAGGUCACCGUCAGCAACCUAGCGGCGGCGCGAACGGUGCCAACGGCACGAACCUGGACCCUAACCAUCCCCGUAAUGGCCGGGACCGAAGCAGAAGCGCCCACCGCCGCCAGCGUAGCGAUGGCCGCACCGGCACACCCAACCGCAACGGUAACGCCAACCAUCCCCAUGACCGCCGUGCACCAGCCGUCAACGUCAACACCGCUAGCCGCCAACAAGCCGCACCACCAGAUUUGACCGUCACUUCUCCCGAUGGCGGUAAUACUGCCAAUGCUGUACCCGACGCAGCAGCCAUUGCUCGUGACAAGAAAAUGCGCAGUCUCCUGAAGAAGGUCCGCGCCAUCGACGAGCUCAAGAUGCGUGUUGCCAGCGGUGAGAAGCUGGAGGAGACCCAGAUGAAGAAGAUUCAUACUGAGGAAUCGGUUAGGAACGAGCUGGAGGCCUUGGGAUGGACCGGCUGA